CCAUAGUAACGAGCGCAUCAAAUGGCAGACAGCACUUGUGGAUCUGUGCUCUCCAACAAAUGGCAGGACCCAGGCUGGAGAAUAGAGCAACGCUAUUCUAAAGGAGUCCUGAUAGGGAACUGGUCUGAAGAUAGGUACAAGUUUGAGAAAGGGAGCGAGUUUGGUAGCAGCACUAGCCGUCAGACUUACCGUGGACAUUACUUAAAAGCUCCCGACCCGUCCAUUCGACUCAAAGGACUAAUAAGAAAUAAUGGAAUAGAUAAAGAGCAUAUUUUCAUACAUCAUGGGAAGAGUUACAUGCGCAAUACAAUAUCGCUCUACGAUCAAACAUUCAAUAGAGGAUAUGAACUGGGAGAAAGGAAAUGGGAUGGGAAGAGAAUGGCCUGGCUACCAGAAAAAACCGACCACCCUUUGCAAGGAGCAAGUACUAACUUUGGCUUGAAAGAGGAAAAAGAAGAGAAAUGGCGGAAGGAGAAAGAACUAGAAUCCAUUGGGGAUUUUGUUACAAGCAAUCACUUAACUUAUAGGAUGCCACCAUUGACUUCAUAUCCAACAGGAAGGGCUGCUCCACACAAGCUCAUAUCAUCAAGGACUCAUCCACAAAGCACUAAUAGGAACCUGAAGCUAAGGGGCAUGCAUCAAACACUCUUCAAGGAAGUGGUGGAUCCAAAAUUUGACACAAACUAAUUAGAAAUUAUUCUUAUUGCUAUUGGUUCAAAAUAAUUAUAAAGAACAAUGUGAAAGAGGCAUAUGCAUAUAAGUAUUAUCCUUAUUAUUACACUUUAGCUUCUGCAACAACAAAAA
Molecule: messenger RNA, 804 nt
Organism: Amphimedon queenslandica
Lineage: Eukaryota; Metazoa; Porifera; Demospongiae; Haplosclerida; Niphatidae
Exons: 5
Coding region: 22-687 (221 amino acids)
Biological process (GO): flagellated sperm motility
Cellular component (GO): axonemal microtubule
Source: RefSeq, a predicted model, not a curated record